Molecule: messenger RNA, 393 nt
Organism: Miscanthus lutarioriparius
Lineage: Eukaryota; Viridiplantae; Streptophyta; Magnoliopsida; Poales; Poaceae
Source: the annotation of a GenBank genome assembly
AUGGCGGCGGUCGGAACACUUCCCGGCGCCGCCGCAGUCGCUGGCGCUUCUGUGCCCCAACGCCAACGCCGCGGCGGUGCCCCUUCUUUCGUAGCCGCCUACGUUCCCGAGGGCACCCGCCUCGUCUGCGAGAGGCAGCUCCGUCCGGCUCCGGUCCUCGCCUGUUCCUCCAUCCCCCCGUCUCGUCCAGCGAGGCGGCGGUUCCUCUCCGCUGCUGCGGCCGCAGCCUCCUCGGGUUCCGCUGGAGAAGCAGAGCCCCAGGGAUUUGCAGAGAGAUACCCAACCCUUGUCACAGGUUUCUUCUUCUUCUUGUGGUAUUUUCUGAAUGUAAUAUUUAACAUCCUCAACAAGAAGAUCUUCGACUACUUCCCCUAUCCAUAUUUGUAUCAGUGA